Molecule: messenger RNA, 1299 nt
Organism: Priceomyces carsonii
Lineage: Eukaryota; Fungi; Ascomycota; Pichiomycetes; Serinales; Debaryomycetaceae
Product: alpha-ketoacid dehydrogenase kinase family protein
Exons: 1
Coding region: 1-1299 (432 amino acids)
Biological process (GO): protein phosphorylation; regulation of glucose metabolic process
Cellular component (GO): mitochondrion
Molecular function (GO): pyruvate dehydrogenase (acetyl-transferring) kinase activity
Source: RefSeq, a predicted model, not a curated record
AUGAGUAUACGAAGUAUGAUUAGUUAUAUAAAUGCGAGUGGUAGAGCCUUGAUGGGGCCCAUUAAACAUUCAAGAUAUUGCGGUAAACUUAAAGUGAAAGGUUCCUUUAUAAUUUUGAGACGCUUAUCAUCGAAGGACUCCAUACCAACUGAUAAUAAAAAAAUACUAUCAAAGGAAUACAAGCUAAGAUCAUCGUUAGAAAUGUUGAUACUACAUUAUUCGAAACAAGAUAUUCCAGAUAUCACCAUGAAAACAUUAUGUGAUCAAUCCCAAAAGCUAUCAUCUUCCUAUAUUUUGGAGAAUGCUAAAAAUACUGUCGAGAGCUUAAUAGUGUUUAAUGCUAGAAGAUUAAGAGAGUUUAGAAAGCUUCCAUAUUUGGUUAUACUAAAUCCAUCAUUAUCAGAGACCUAUAGUCUUUAUUUAAAGUCCAUGGCGUUAUUGGUUUCUGCUUCCGUUUCUCCUCCCAAAUCAGUCCAGGAAAAUUCUGAAUUUAUCAGAGACGUAUUAGAACAAUUCAACGAGAUCCACACAGAUUCUUUACCUGAAAUAUCAAAGGGAUUUGCUGAAGUCACUCAAUUCUUAUCUGUGAAUAAGGUCACCACUUUUUUAGACCAGCACUUGCAAGAUAGAAUACUCAUGAGUUUGAUAGUACACCAACAUAAGGAAUUAUCUAAUUCUUUGAAUAGUCUGACAUUUGAGCAGGGUGGCAAGUUCAAUGGGGUGAUAAAAUUACUUAAUAUACCUGACGUCAUUAACAAGAACGUCGAACUUGUUAACAAUCUUUUUAUGAUGAAGUAUGAUCAAUCGAUGAAUGUUGAUAUAGAAACAGUUUUACAUGAUGAUAACAAAACAUAUUUAAGCGACCAUAAAGAUGCAACUCAUCCUUGUAUCGAGUAUCAUUUGGAUUACAUUUUUACGGAGCUACUCAAGAAUUCAUUCAGAGCACAGAUUGAAAAUAAAGUAUCGACGCCAGUUAAGAUCUUCGUUUCAAUUUCUCGAGAUCCAUCCUACAUUGAGAUCAAGAUAAGCGACCAAGGUAAAGGUAUCCCAGCUUCCACAUUGCGUCACAUAUUUGACUACUCCUUUACUACAUAUGAGACCAAUGAGGGAGAAAGUUACAAGACUCUCAAUGUUGUACCUGGGUUUGAAGGAAAUACAGUAGCUGGAAUGGGCUUUGGCUUGCCGUUACUGAGGAACUACAUCGAAGUUUUCAAUGCAUCGGCUCCAAACUAUGGUCUGCUUAGUUUCCAAACCUACAAUGGUUGGGGAACCGAUGUCUAUUUAAAGAUUGGUGGCUAG